Messenger RNA from Mangifera indica (mango), 1569 nucleotides. Its product is annotated as ethylene-responsive transcription factor ERF113-like. The transcript is spliced from 2 exons. The record is from RefSeq and is a predicted model, not a curated record. The coding region runs from base 374 to 1066 and encodes 230 amino acids. Gene Ontology annotation, molecular function: DNA binding; DNA-binding transcription factor activity. Gene Ontology annotation, biological process: ethylene-activated signaling pathway; regulation of DNA-templated transcription. Lineage: Eukaryota; Viridiplantae; Streptophyta; Magnoliopsida; Sapindales; Anacardiaceae.
GAUGAACUUAAACCGAUAAAGCCAUAAAAUCCUUUAAGCCAAACCCUAAUUUUCCUCUUCUAGACCUUCCCUUAUUUCUAUUAAUUUCCUAUAGAUUCAACAUUUCUUCCUCCAUCUCACUCCUGAUUUGGAUACCUUAGUCUCAAAUCUAGCAACCCUUUUGACAAAUAUUUCUUCUAACAAUUCCUACAUCUUCAACUUCUAGUCUAUCCUCACUACAUAAUUGUUCGAUUUUUGCAUUUUUUACAAGCUGAAAACGGUGGAUCGAAGGCAUGGAAAGCGCCCACUUCCAUCGGAAGCAUCAGAGGAUAAAGAGAAACAUCAAGAGCAUCAUGACUUUCCUCCUUAUGAAUCUUCUUGGUCAGAGACUGAUAUGUCAGCCAUGGUUUCUGCUCUAACUCAAGUGAUUGGCACCACCGGUCACCAGCCAAACGUGGUGCAGUCGAACCCUUCAUCAGUUUCUUCAGCUGACCCACCUCAACCAACUCAAGAUCAAGGAACAACAAGGAGAAGACAUUACAGAGGGGUUAGACAAAGACCGUGGGGCAAAUGGGCAGCUGAAAUUCGAGAUCCCAAGAAGGCAGCUCGAGUGUGGCUUGGCACAUUCGAGACUGCUGAGGAUGCAGCCAUUGCAUAUGAUAAAGCUGCCCUAAAAUUCAAAGGCACCAAGGCUAAACUUAAUUUCCCUGAAAGAGUUCAAGAAAUGCCUGAGUUUCUCUCUUUAAUGGGUGGAGAUUCUUCUUCAAACACUAGGUCCUUUAAUGACCAAAAUGUAAGGCCACCAAUGGUUAAUAAUCCUCCUCCUCCUCCAAUUCACCACGAAGCUUAUCCCGACUUGCUUCAAUAUGCUCAAAUUCUUUCAAGUGAUGAUGCUAGUUUUAAUUAUUACACUUCAAGUCUCUUUAAUCAAGGAGUUUUUUCUCCACAUUCUUCUUCAACCUUAUCUUCAUCCACCAUCUCAUCACAUGAUCACCAGCAGCAAAACCAACAGGAGCUUAUGAGAUUUUCGUCAAACUUGGAAGAUAUCCAUCAUCACAGGAAGGAUUUUGAUGACUCGAAUGGGUAGUAGUACCAUGUUUAAUUUUCCUUACGUCUAUUUAAUAAAAUCUUCAUCAGAUAUACAUAAUUUUUUUUACCUUUGUGGGUAGUUUUUAAAACGAAUGUAUAUGUGAUAAGAUAUAUAUAUAUAUAUGUGUGUGUGUAUAUAUGUAUAUAUAUUCAAGUUUCAAGAAAGAGUUGCAGCAGAAUCGACCACAAGAACAUGAGCAAGCGAUUUCCAAGUAUUUUUGAAACAAUUUUGGAAAGCUUGUUUAGCUAGUUCUGGUUUUUUGAUGCAUGCCUAUGUGAAAUAUAUAUUUGUAGUAAUAAUUGGCCUAAGGAGCAUCUUCUAGUUUGUGUAAAGAGAGGUGAAAACUCUAAAUGAGUAAGAGAUUUCAGUUUCUCUUUUAAUUUGUAUUUUCUUCUGCAAAAUCUAUUGUUCUUGUCAUCUUAUGAUUUAAUUAUGAUAUAUAAAUGUGUGUGUGUGUGUAAGAACUUAUCCUUAAAGAAGUGAAAUAGUGAAGUAAUAUA